GCUUACAGCUAAAACCUAAAUAGUACGUGAAAGUAGCACGUUACGACAGGUUACUAUAGUAACCAUAGCGUACUGUUUUUGCUAGACUACAGUAGCUCUCUCUCUCUCUCUCUCUCUCACUCACUCACACACACCCCGCUUCACUUUGCGCAUGUACCGCUCACACUCCACAUUACAUCCACACCAAGAUGGCGUUAACGCGGCUGGCUUGUCUUCUGGCUCUCCUCACCAUUCACUGCUAUGUCAGUAUCUUGGCAGUGGUACUGAAAACUGCAAAUCCUUCACCGCAGGCCAAUGAGUUUGAAUCAAUUGAACUGUCCUGUCUGAUAGAGUCUAUCUCCACGACCAGUCCCAGGAUUGAAUGGAAGAAGAUUAAGAAUGGGAAAACAAGUUAUGUUUAUUUUGAAAACAAAAUAUCAGGUGACUUGGAGAACAGAGCAAAGAUUCGAGAGCCUGCGACUUUAGUCAUUCUUAAUGCAACAAGAUUAGACACUGCAUCGUACCGCUGUGAAGUCACAGCCCCUUCUGACAUAAAAAACUUUGACGAGAUUCUGAUCAGUCUCGCCAUCAGAGUAAAGCCAGUGACUCCUCGGUGCUCCGUGCCUACGUCUGUGCCGGUGGGGAAGUCAGCUGAGCUGACAUGUGUAGAGGAUGAGGGCUUCCCCAAGUCCCACUACCAGUGGUUCCACGACAAAGAGGAGAUCCCUGUGGAUUCCAAGAGCAGCCCUAAGUUCUUCAACUCGUCCUACAUGCUGAACAGCGAAACGGGCGUGCUGAAAUUCAGUGCCGUGAGGAAAGAGGACGGUGGGCAGUACUACUGCAGAGCCAAGAACGAGGCAGGAGUCGCCGAGUGCAGCCCGCAGAUGAUGGAAGUCUAUGACCUGAACAUAGCUGGUAUUGUUCUCGGCGUAUUGGUGGUCGUGCUGGUGCUGGUGUGCAUAAUAGUGGGCAUCUACUGUGCUUACAGGAGAGGUUUCUUUGCCAGCGAGAAGCAGACAGGAAGCAAUUACAAAGCACCAGGAAAGACUGAAGGCGUGGAUUACAUCCGAACAGAUGAUGAGGGCGAUUUCAAACACAAAUCAUCCUUUGUUAUCUAAAAUCAGGGAGAGACGACGAGACACCCUGAAACACAUUGGAGUCACUAGCGCAAUACCUUGCAGAUAAUGAGGGACACACACACACACACACACACACACACACACACACACUGAGGAAAAAGACUCUCAGCUGUGCCAGGGGAUGGUUUACGUACAGCACAUUUGCUACAAUACAAUUCAUAUUUGCCAAAGUGGACAAAAGUCCCAUUUCCACCUAGAACCAUUAAUCUCCAUCAGACCACUGAAAUUUUUCCUCUUUAAACCCACUUUUUUGACCUGUUUCUUCACUUUGCUUUCUUUUUAGUCACAGCUUCAGCGGAAUUGCAUAAACAUUUUUUGCUUUCAAUCGCUUGUCGUUUAUAUAACUUUUGUUUUGUACCAGCUAAAUGUGUCAAAAUAUUUUUUGAUAGAAUAUAUUUUAAAAUGCUUAGAGGUUUACUUUUUUUAAAAAUAUAUAUAUUUGUAAAUUACUAACAUGGAAGCCAGUAUAUUUUGUAGACCAAUUUGGUGUUUGAAAGACUUUAAUCAUUUUUACCAGUCUGUAGUUGAAAUAAAUCAUCUCUAAAUUUCUGACAUCUAUCGAUGCUCUCAUUCGAGUUUGAAAUCAGGGCCGGAUUUAGGGGGUGCUGGCUGUUUAAAAUCGAUCGUAGAAGACGCCCAUACGGACAUUUUGACUGCGCCCCCAGUCAAGACCGGCAGUUGAAAUAAUAAAGCCGGCCCUGUUUGAAAUUCAGCGUCGUAUCCAAUAAUAACAUUUUCAAAGGUCUUACCUACUUAGUUUACUGUUGCAGGCUAAAUAGUUUUAGCAUAGCAAAACCAUGCUAGUUUUUGUAGAUAGACAGGUUUUUUUUGGGGGGGGGGUUCAGCCAGCAGAAAACACUGUAAACAGCCCAAGCUGCAUAUCCUUGAGUUUAAGUGUCCUUGUUGAUCAUGUAUAUAGUGAAUAUACUGUCCAGGUAGUGUUUGGGGUUUUUUUUCUUUUCUUUAUUGGUCUUUUACUUCUUGAGAAGUAGUUUCAGUUGUUUUUUUUUGUUUGUUUUAUUUUAUUUUAAUAAAAUAGGGUUUUUGUGUUUGGCUAACAAAAAGCUGCGAUGGUUGUAUGUUGAUUCAUUUGUACCUUCCCUCUAGUGGGAAUAAAAAAUAAUUUAGUUUUAUAUCCGAGGCAAAUAUGACACUCUUUUCACAAUUUCAGGUGAACUAAUCAUGUGAGAGAGAGGAUCUGCCUUCCAGGCUGCAUUUGAUUCCUGUAUCACAAUGAUCUGCAAUUCACACAAAAUGUCAGAUACGAUUUAUGAUUUUCGAAGUACAAUCACCAUGAAUACAACCAUGUGUAGUUCAUAAAUAAUGAAAACCAUUUUAGGGUUGUUUUUGGUUUGUUUUGGUUUUCUUUCCACAUUUGAGUCGAUUACUUACUCGAAGAAACGUUAAUCAUUCCUCUUGAGUGCCUUUCAGUGUGGUCGUAUGAUAAUGUUUAUUGUGUUCUAUAUAAAUAGUGACUUGUUAUAUACUGUGACGUCUAAUUGGACACAUCACUGUUCAACCUGACUGAUAUUUUCUAAUAAAUUUGAUAACAUUUGUAUAAAUCACAGCAGGUGUUUGAGAGGAAUGAUAGGCUAUUCUGAUAUACAGCACAUAUCCAACUCUGUUUUUUGUAAAUAGAUUUCAAUUUUGUUGCGUGCUGAUUUAAGGCCUACCUUUUUUGUCAUUGAAAUAGAAAUAGAGCUUGGAUAUUGUAUUAGUGCCUAAAUAUAGAGUGCAGUGGUGUUCCAAGAAGACACUAUGAUUUCACCUAACCAUUUGAUAAUGGCAGUUAAAAAAAAGAAGAAAAAAAAACUUGUAUUACAUUAUAAAAGUGUUUAAUGGAGUGUUGCAUUAAUAACAGGAAGUGAGCGCGGUGAGAUUAUGUAUAUAUGGAGUAUAAAGCUUUACCAAAUACUGACAGAAUAAAGGAACUUUUCUCCUUUUUCUGUAAUUUCCUGCACCGAGGUCUGGACAAUGGACGUUUAAUUGUCUGUUGAAGUGAAAUUUACAUAUUGUGCCCUUUUCAAUCCUGAAACAGAAUUUUCAUCUCGCAUUGAUUUUCAGCUGGUACAAAUCCUGUGUGAAUUCUUGAACAGUAGCUUAUGUUUGUGAUUAAUAAAACUUACGUCUUUGGA
This is a messenger RNA of Neoarius graeffei (lesser salmon catfish), 3253 nucleotides long. It is a transcript of the gene jam3b, whose product is annotated as junctional adhesion molecule 3b. The coding region runs from base 189 to 1097 and encodes 302 amino acids. The transcript is spliced from 9 exons. NCBI's taxonomy places the organism in Eukaryota, Metazoa, Chordata, Actinopteri, Siluriformes, Ariidae. Gene Ontology annotation, biological process: angiogenesis; cell adhesion. The record is from RefSeq and is a predicted model, not a curated record. Gene Ontology annotation, molecular function: protein heterodimerization activity; protein homodimerization activity.